AUGGAAACAGGUAACCUACAACGUGCCCCUAACGACCCGAGACGGCUCGACUCCGAAAACUCAGGCCUGGGGACAUGUAUCCCGGAUGCUUCAGGCUUGGACUCUCAACGGGAACCCUUAAGGCAAGCUGAGAUUCUGUAUUCACAGGGUGAAUAUCGUGAUGCCUCGGAAAUUCUGAAGACUCUGUGCAAAGAGUAUCCCGAAAACAGCCAGGCCAAGAAAGAUCUGACCAAGACCAUCUUCCGGCUCUUGGAGCAACAAAGAGGCGGUUACAACUUCAAGUCAUUAUACGCCGAAGUGGAAAAGCUUCGUCCCCCUCGACUUGAUCGUGCGACGUACUUUGAACCCGUGGAAGUACGGAACUCGCAGCUUACGGGCAGAGGACUUUUUACCAAGUCGGCUGUGAAAGCGGGAGACUUGCUCGUAUGCGAGAAGGCGUUCUCGUAUUGCUACAUCGACAGCUUAGCGGGAACGGAAGCAGCUCUUCGGGAGGCAACUCUCCGGAAGCUCGGCGAGAAUCCGGGCUCCCUAUCCGCAUUCAGUUCUGUCUACCAUGGGUCUUAUGUCCCGAAACUCGAAGUCGAUGGCCAGCCAUUUGUUGACCCACAAUUGGUAGACAAGAUCUUGACCACAAAUUCCCUCGGCGGCUCCCUCACAAGCCUUUCCUCUCACCUCGCCGCAUCCACUCUCACUCCCACCGCCUCCUCCGGCCACUCCAGCGGUCUCUGGAUCCUGGCUGCAACAAUUAAUCACUCCUGCUUUAGCAACUGCCGCCGCAGCUUCAUCGGCGACAUGCUAAUCAUUCGCGCCUCCCAAGACCUGCCCGCUGACACCGAGCUCCUAUGGGCUUACCGCAACCCCGCAGCCAAAGACCACGAAUACGACGCCACCCAGAAAUCCCUCUCCGAGUAUGAGUUCAUCUGUGCCUGUGAGCUUUGCACAGAUGCCAAGGCGACGGGGAAGAAGAUGCUGAAGAAGAGGGAGGCACUGAGGGCCGAGCUCUCGGCUGCUUUCGGAGCGGGAAGUGUGAGGGGAGGCUUCGAUUGCGGGAAGGUCGACAUGGGGAGGCUCGAAAAGACACUGGGCCUGCUGGAGAAGACCUACUCCAGCUCUGCUAUCGAGGUCCCGAGGACCGGCAUCUGGGACCCGUACCUCGCCCUGACGCGCAUGUACGCCAUCCUCGGCCGUCCGCAGAACGUCAUCUGGAGCGUGCUCAAGGUCCUCGAGAAUCUCGGCUUCGCCAUCGAAGGGGCGAGCUUCCCUCCAGCUCGAGCGGACUCGGUGAUUGCGGUGGUGAAGUGGGGGCUGGUGGUUGAUCACCUGGUGGAGUGCUGGGUCCUGCUCUGGACGGCGUACGCGGUCCUCCGGGAUGUGAGGAGGGCGGAGAUGGCGCGGGAGAUGGCGGUGGUGAGUUACCGGGUUCUCGUUGGGGAGGAUGAGACGUUUGAGGAGACCUACGGGGUUAGAGCGAGGGGCUGCGUUGCGCAGGGUCGGCUGUGGUCGAGUUCUUGA
Messenger RNA from Drepanopeziza brunnea f. sp. 'multigermtubi' MB_m1, 1512 nucleotides. RefSeq lists its product as uncharacterized. The record is from RefSeq and is a predicted model, not a curated record. Gene Ontology annotation, molecular function: protein binding. NCBI's taxonomy places the organism in Eukaryota, Fungi, Ascomycota, Leotiomycetes, Helotiales, Drepanopezizaceae.